AUGGGUGUGAUACGCAGCAUGACAGCGGAGGGGAGGGCGGCGGGAGCGAUCCCGAGCGCGCCGCGCGGGCUCCUCCUGCACCUGUUCGCGGGCGGGCCGCGGGAUGGGAGCUUCGCGCACUUUGCCACCGCGCUCGGCUUUGAUGUGAUUGAGAGAGACAUCAUCCUCGACCCCGGCCAUAACCUGGUCGACGAUGGCGUCUUCGCCGAGGUGAUGGAGCUCAUUCAGAGCGGCGCGGUCAAGGCGGUGCUUUUGGGCACGCCGUGCGGCACCUUCUCCGUCCUGCGCAUCCCGCAGCAGGAUGGUCGAGAGGGCCCGCCGCAGCUGCGCGACCGGCUACACCCCAUGGGCAUGCCCGGCGUGCCGCGCCAAAACCUCAACGAGCUGGCGACCGCAAACGUUCUCGUGCGUAGAACCGUGAUCAUCGCUCAGGCCAUCGCCGACGCGGGCGGCGUCUUCAUCAUCGAGAACCCGCCCGACAGAGGCGAUGGCCCGCUCUACCAGGCCAAGUUUGCAUCGCACGCGCCUCUGUGGCUGGUGCCAGAGGUCAUCGAGCUCGCCGACCGCACUGGAGCGAUCAAGAUCACCUUCCCCCAGUGCGCCCUCGGCUCGGACUUUCAGAAGUGGACGACGCUGCUGGUCUCGCCGCAGCUAGUCCCGCAGCUCGUGGACCUCUCGAGGCUCGCGUGCCAGCACCCCGACGGCCACCGUGACGUCGCUGUCGGCGCACGUGCAGCGCGGGCUGCUGCGUACCCUCCGUUGAUGAACCGCAGACUGGCCGAGGCGAUCUCGGACUGCCUCACGUCGCUCGGCGGCGAUGCUGUCGAUUGCCGUCGUAACGAUCUGCGUGGCAGCAAAAGGUCGCGCGACGGGAUGCGCGACGCGCAGCUGUCUCAGCGCGCGCGACAGCGACUGAAGCGGCGGCAGGCCGCAUCCAGUGGUGAGGCAGGCGACGGGCGAGGUCCUGGGUGCAGAACCCGCCCCGACCCUGCCGAUCCACCGGAGCGCGACACUGCUGCCGACACCGAGCUACUGCCAGAGGCCGCGCAGGCGCCCGCCAUGGCGGUCGGGUCUGCCAUGCCCCAUGCGGGGCCGCUCGGCGAGGUGGCGGUCGGCCUGCGGUCGGACGAGGGGUCGGUCGACAUCACACGCCUCGGCGUGCUCGGCAAUCCCUUUCCGAUCCGCCCUCUCGUCGCGAGGGGCAUGGACAACGAGGUGGCGCGCCGCGCAGUGUGCGACGCGCACAGGCUCUACCUGCGGCGCGUCAUGAACAGGCAGGAGGCCGAUCUCGCAGAGAUAGCAGGCACAGUCGGCGCGCCAGCCGACGGUCAGCCUCUCGUCUAUCAACAGCCUCCCGCACCGGAGGCAGUGCGAGGCGAAAUCGACCGUCUUGCAUUCGUCGUUGCCCGAGGUGGUCGCCUCCUCCUCGGCUGCGUGUGCGCACCCGAGCAGUGCCACGGCGACGCCGUGAAGGAGGCUAUCCUCACGGCGGCGAUGGAGAAGCGGAUCUGCGCCGAGCCGCGCGGCCCGCCCGCCUCCGGCUCGCUGCGGAGGCUGGUUCCCGAGCAGGAGGACGUUCUCCGAGGUAAGCUGCUGCCCGUCGCCAACGAGCCGCCAUCGACCGACCCCGUCGAGCCGCCCGCCGAAGAUCGGACUCCGCCGGCCCCGCUGCGCACAGCGGAGCUCAUCCCUGGGCCAGUCAUACGGCGGCUGCGGCGGUUCCGCCGGGACGUACGCAAGUGCCUGCGGCUGGCGGCCAAAGGCGAGUGGAAGCGAGCGAGGGGCGCUCGACCCGAGGCCAUCUACCUCAGCGAGGAGGAGGCGAUCCUUCCGGCGGGCCGAGGCUGGACCUGGCGCCACGAUCCCGACGCCGACCUGUGGCACCCGAUCUCGCCCUCCGCGUGGCCCUCCUCCGAGCCCGUCGGCGAGCUCGACCGCGCCGCCGUCGCCGAGCUCGCCACCGAUUACCCGGACCAGGAGAUCGUCUCGUACAUGUUGCACGGAUACCCGGGCCCGCGCAUCUCGCCGAGAUGCCUGCUCGGCCAGCCGCACGUCGGCGCGCUCAAGGAGCACGCCGGCUUUGCCAAAUGCGCGGCCAAGGACCGCGCCAAGGGCUGGGUCGAGGCUGGCAGAGAGCUUCCUCCCGUCUGGCCUUACUGCGCCGACCCCUUCAACGUUGUCGAGCGUUAUGGCAAGUACCGCAUGACCAUCGACAAGACGAUGACGCUAGUCCCCGGUGUGACCUCGUACAAUGACUCGGUCGACCUCGACUCGAUCGACCCAGUCGAGUACGCCACCAUCGGGGACCUUGCCGAGGCGUCCGCGAUACUCGCGACCGCCGGAGUGCCCAUCGCGCUCUGGGGCUUCGACCUGGAGGCGUACUUCCGUAAGACCGGCAAGCAGCGGCGCGACGUUUGGAUGUCCGGCUUCGUCCACGAGGACGGCUUCGGACUCGACGAGCGGAUCCAGUUCGGGCAGCGCGAGGCUCCAGUCCUCAUGUCCCGACAGAGCUGCUAUCUCGUCUGGGCGAUACGUCGCGAGAUCGAGCGGCUCGAGGCCAAGUACCCGCCGAGGGACCCCGUGGUCAGGCGCUGGCUCGAGGCGCGGCGUCGGCUCGCUGCCGGCGCCGCGGCGUACCGCGGGGCCGCUCUCUCCUUCAUCCUCAUGUACGUCGACGACCUGGGCGGCGUCUGCGUUGAUGACGACGUCGAGGUUGACGGAGUCGUGUGGCGGCGCAGCCAGCUUUACUACGAGGCCGCCAAGGCUGUGGUCGAGCAGCUCGGCCACUCCAUGGCCGACGACAAGCUCAGCCCACCUUCGCGCGAGGGCAUGGAGUUUCUCGGCGCGUACCUGCGGAUCCUAGAUCAGCGCGUCCUGCCCGCCGAGGGCAAGUGCGAGAGGUACGCCGCGGCGACUCGCGCCGUCCUCGAUGUGGAGCCGUCCGGAGGCGUCGUGGUCGUGCCGAAGGAGGCGCUGAACUCGCUCACGCACAAGCUGCUGCACGCGGCCUCGUUCAUCCCGCUCGGUCGGCAGCAUCUGUAUCACGUGCGUCGCGCCCUCAAGGCUGAGAACAGGCUCGCCGGCGCGAGGGCGACGCUCGGCAGGGCCGCGCUCGCCGAGCUGCGGUGGCAGCUCGCUCAGCUGGAGCUCCAGGAGCCCGUCGGGGUACCGUUUGCCACGCGGAGCCGCUUCCCGGCGGCGGGAUCAGCCGGAGUGCUGACGCCCUACUCGGACGCCUCGAAGGAGGAGGACUCCUCCGAGAGCGGCUUCGGCGCGUGGUGCGUCAUCGACGGCACUUUCGUGUACGUCGAGGGUCGCUGGACGCCGGAAGAGUGCAAGCAGCACUCGAUCAACGUCCUCGAGCUCGCGGCGAUGAACAUCGGCACGUUCGCCUUCCUCGACUACGCCGAGGGGCGCGGCUUUGACGUGCAAUACGUGCACGAGUUCGUCGACAACGAAGCCGCCGAGUUCGUCGCUGACCGCGGCAAGCCGCGGGCGCCCGCGAUGGAGGACCUGCUCGGGAGACGUUACGAAGCCUUUUGGGAUCGUGGCAUCUUCGCCGCCGCCUCGCGCAUCGCCUCCGUCGAUAACGACAUCGCUGAUGGCCUGUCGAGGGGCGGCGAGAGGCUCGAAGACGCGCUGCGGAUCGCCGCCGCGUCGGGCAUGCCGACUCUCAAGCUCGAGCCGCAGCCGCGGUGGCGACAGCUGUCGUGA
Messenger RNA from Emiliania huxleyi CCMP1516, 3714 nucleotides. RefSeq lists its product as hypothetical. Lineage: Eukaryota; Haptophyta; Isochrysidales; Noelaerhabdaceae. Bases 1 to 3714 code for a protein of 1237 amino acids. The transcript is spliced from 3 exons. The record is from RefSeq and is a predicted model, not a curated record.